AUGGAACACUUGAAUAUUUUGACUUUAAACGACGAACUUGAAGUAGAGGGAGGUUUGCUGAAUUUGUCACUGGCAAACACGACAGAUAAUAUUGUCGCGGAGAAAAAUUCGGAUGAGGAUGUCUCCAUGCAUGAUGUAUCUUUUUACGAGGACCAAGAAGAAACAGGUGACAUGGAUGGUCAAAUACCAAGCACCAUUGAUGUUCUUAAAGAACAAUUGAAACAGUCGUCUAGCAUUAUUGAUAUUUUUCAUCCAACCGAGUCGGGCGCUCGCUUAGCUCAAUCAGGAAGGCACAUUAAUAAGAUUCAGAGAAAUGCAGAUAUCGAGAUUAGAGGUGAUUCAGAUUUUCAGCAUAUUGAAGAAUUUCCUUUGCGCUACGAUGGGGCUUCAUCAAAAACCACACAACGAACCCGAAUCGAAAAUGGGAACGAAAGUUUGCCUUUGGAAGCCAGGGCAAGAGGAACGAAACCUAAUAACGUUCAAGUUCACAACCACUAUUACUUUUCUUUCAGUUUGCCUCCAGUGGACUCUGAAUUGCUUCCUGAACCAUGGACACAGGAGUCAAAACCUUGCUUCAAAAUACCAUAUUUACUCUUGACUUAUCUACAAAUAUUUUUGAACACUUUGGCGGCAUGUUACUGCCUGAAACUUGGCUAUGAAGGAGUGCAAGGCAUCAAGUUUGAUAUCGCAAGAGCGGUAAAACAAAAAAUUCAUGCUUCUUAUUUUGAAAUAGAAGCGUGCCGAAGAAAAUAUGUUGAGAAUCAUUGCGAUCCCUAUACUCGACUUCCAGCUUUACAGGAAACGUGCUUACAAUGGGAAGCUUGCAUGAAUAGAAACCCAUUCCUCUCAGUGUCCUAUUCCAGUCUUUUAGCGGAGAUUUUUGGAACCAUUUUGAGCUCUUUUGCAGAGCCUUUAAAUGUCAAAAGUUUCUCAUUACUUUUCAUGAUCAUGGGCUUUUGUUAUUUGUCUAAUUUUGGGUGCGGAUUUCUGAGGUGUGGUACAUACUACGGCUGGAAUGAUAAAGGCACCAACCUGGAUGUCAAAGCGUUAAAGACACCCACGACGCGGUCAAGUUCCCAAAAAACUUCCAAUCAAAUUAUUCUACCUGAAUGCGCCGAUGAUACGCAAGACCACUGA
Ogataea haglerorum is the source of this 1137-nucleotide messenger RNA. RefSeq lists its product as uncharacterized. Gene Ontology annotation, cellular component: nuclear membrane; nuclear envelope. The coding region runs from base 1 to 1137 and encodes 378 amino acids. NCBI's taxonomy places the organism in Eukaryota, Fungi, Ascomycota, Pichiomycetes, Pichiales, Pichiaceae. The transcript has a single exon. Gene Ontology annotation, biological process: nuclear envelope organization; lipid homeostasis. The record is from RefSeq and is a predicted model, not a curated record.